Molecule: messenger RNA, 1273 nt
Organism: Helianthus annuus (common sunflower)
Lineage: Eukaryota; Viridiplantae; Streptophyta; Magnoliopsida; Asterales; Asteraceae
Product: caffeic acid 3-O-methyltransferase
Exons: 4
Coding region: 45-1130 (361 amino acids)
Biological process (GO): methylation
Molecular function (GO): O-methyltransferase activity; protein dimerization activity; S-adenosylmethionine-dependent methyltransferase activity
Source: RefSeq, a predicted model, not a curated record
CCAUUGAAAACAAACUAAGGUUCACCACAUCAUUUGGUUCAAUCAUGGACUCUUACAAGAUGACUGAAGAAGAGGAAGGGCUACUUAGAGUGAAUCAAAUAAACGGGGGAAUAGUUCUUCCUAUGGUAAUUAAAACCGCUAUCGAACUCGAUCUCUUUGAGAUCAUGGCAAAGACUCCUGGUAGCAACUUCUCUUGUUUUGAUCUUGCUUCUAGCCUUCCAAAACAAACCCAUGAAACACCAGCGUUAAUUGAACGAAUUCUUCGGUUUCUCGCUAGCCAUUCGGUUCUUACAUCAACUGUAGUAAAGGAUGAACAUGGAGAUUCUAAGAACUUCUAUGGCAUGACAGUGGUGUCCAAUAAUUUUGUCCGAAAACAAGACGGAACGUCUCAUGCUUCAUCAGUUCUCCUUAUCUACGAUAAAGUAUUUGUUGAUUGUUGGUACCAUUUGAAAGAUGCAGUUCUUGAGGGAGGGGUCCCAUUUGACAAGGCUCAUGGGGUGAAUGCAUUUGAGUAUCCUGCAAAAGACAAUAGAUUCAAUAAUGUAUUCAACAAGUGCAUGUAUGACAAUACAAGAAUAGUGAUGAAGAUGAUCCUUGAAAAGUACAAUGGUUUUGAAGGGGUCAAAGAGUUGAUUGAUGUAGGUGGUGGUUUAGGUGCAAACCUUGAGCUUAUUGUUUCCAAGUACCCUAACAUUAAGGGGACCAACUUUGAUCUACCUCAUGUCAUUAAGGAUGCACCUCCUUACCCAGGUGUGGAGCAUGUCGGUGGAAAUAUGUUCCAAAGCGUUCCUAAAGGAGAUGUUAUUUUCAUGAAGUGGAUACUACACGACUGGGGUGACAAUUAUUGCAUCAAGCUUCUAAAGAACUGUUGGGCGGCUUUGCCGGAUUGUGGUAGGGUGGUGGUGGUGGAAGCAAUCAUUCCGGACCAGGAUAGUGAUUCUAGUUGUGGUGAUGAAGUUGGUAAGACCGUCAUUGGUGGUGAUAUGAUCAUGUUGAUUGCUAACCCUGGCGGCAAAGAGCGAACCGCAAAAGAAUACAACGUUUUGGCCAAAGAGGCUGGAUUCACUUCUAUGGAAAUUGUUUGCCGGGUCUCUAUGUUUUGGAUCAUGGAAUUCUACAAGAAUAAUUAACUUAUGCAUUGCCGGGUCUCUAUGUUUUGGAUCAUGGAAUUUUACAAGAAUAAUUGUCGUGUAAUCUGGAAUUGACGUUAAGGGACUUUAUAUUCAAUUUCUUUUUAUAUGAUAACAAGUUAACAAAGAAAAAUUAAACAUCA